AUGGAUCUCUUAGGACCCUCCCUUGAAGAAUUAUUUAAUAAAAAUCAGAGGAAACUAUCACUUAAAUCAGUUCUCAUGUUGGCAGAUUAGUUAGUUUAACGAAUUGAGUACAUGCAUUCAAAAUAAUUUAUACAUCGCGAUAUCAAACCAGAUAAUUUCUUAGUUGGAGUGGGCAGUAAAAGUUCUAGACUUUAUAUUGUCGAUUUUGGUUUGGCCAAAAGAUAUAUAUCCAAAGAAGGACACAUCCCUUUUAAGGAAGGGAAAAGUUUAACUGGAACUGCCAGAUAUGCAUCCAUUAAUACACAUGUGGGUUUAGAAUAAUCUAGAAGGGAUGAUCUAGAAUCACUUGGCUACGUCCUCAUGUAUUUAUUGAGAGGACAAUUGCCAUGGUAAAAUAUGAAAGCCUCCAAUUAAAAGGAGAAGUAUUAAAAAAUUAUGGAAAAAAAACAAGAAACCACACCUGAAUAAUUGUGCAAAGGCUUUCCUUAUGAACUGACUCAAUAUUUGUAAUAUUGCAGAAAUUUGAAAUUCGAAGACAAACCUGAUUAUCACUAUAUUAGAAAUCUAUUCAAAGAAGCCUUUAGAAAAUAAGGUUUUGAAUGGGAUUAUAAAUUCGAAUGGAUUAAAGAUGAAAUUAUAAAGGAGGAGAAGUUCAUAGGAGUGGCUAUUCCCCAAAAAACAGCAGACAUACCCACAACCACUAAGCAAAGUAAUUUUCAAACCAUCAGAGCUCCUCUACUCAUGCAAUAUUAAUAAAAAAUAACUUAAUAGCCAUCCCAAGAGAAAAAACGUAAUUCCUCCUAUAGUAAGAACAAUAAUCAAAACAAAUAAAUGACUGGACUACUUGCACCUAAAAUUAAUACCAAUAAGGACAGAAAUAGAAAAUAUUGA
Paramecium tetraurelia is the source of this 891-nucleotide messenger RNA. RefSeq lists its product as uncharacterized. The transcript has 2 exons. Gene Ontology annotation, biological process: endocytosis; peptidyl-serine phosphorylation; signal transduction. The record is from RefSeq and is a predicted model, not a curated record. Lineage: Eukaryota; Ciliophora; Oligohymenophorea; Peniculida; Parameciidae. Gene Ontology annotation, molecular function: ATP binding; protein serine/threonine kinase activity. Gene Ontology annotation, cellular component: nucleus; cytoplasm.